Penicilliopsis zonata CBS 506.65 is the source of this 330-nucleotide messenger RNA. RefSeq lists its product as hypothetical. Lineage: Eukaryota; Fungi; Ascomycota; Eurotiomycetes; Eurotiales; Aspergillaceae. The record is from RefSeq and is a predicted model, not a curated record. The coding region runs from base 1 to 330 and encodes 109 amino acids. The transcript has 3 exons.
AUGUUUGGAGACUUUAUCGCCAAGUGGCUCCGGCAGGAGGAGCCUGUGGCGGAACAGAAAUGGGACGCCCAGACCAUCACUAUGCAACAGCCUGCCAGUCCGGCCGGCCUGGUCACUGAACAACCGCAAGCAAACGAGUCGAUGAACGUCCAUCUCCGUGGUGGUGAUGGUGAAGAUAUCUGCUGCGGCCUUUGCGCCGGUUUCUGCUGCUUUGAAUGCUGCGACUGCUGCUGUGGUGACGAUGGCCCGGGCGGAUUUGGAGGUCCUGGAGGUCCUCCAGGAGGCCCCGGCGGCUUUAUGGGCGGUCCCCCUGGGCCACCCGGACCCUGA